Molecule: messenger RNA, 192 nt
Organism: Penicillium verrucosum
Lineage: Eukaryota; Fungi; Ascomycota; Eurotiomycetes; Eurotiales; Aspergillaceae
Exons: 1
Coding region: 1-192 (63 amino acids)
Source: RefSeq, a predicted model, not a curated record
AUGAAUUUUGCUGCGUCGUCUCCAGCCACAGAAGACCUCCCAUUAUCCAAGUCCAAGAAACUUGUCUUCUCGGCCACAUCAUGGGGUGUUAUCAAACCAGACAUUAUAAAUGAACCGCUGGAUUUGACAAACAAAGAGCGAGUUUUGCCCAAGGACGGCCGACGUGUCAACCGACGCAGAACACUCCGAUAA